AUGUAUGGUGAAACACUUGAAGAAGAAAAAGAAGAAGUUCCAAUCAAACAACAAUCACCAUCUCCAAUAGGAUUUAUAUUACCUACAUUUGAAAUAAUUAGAGGAAAUUCACCAGAAUCUUCAGGUCCGGAUAAAUGUAAAUUUCAUAGUAGAAUUGCAAUCAAUGAUUUACCUCAAUUAGCUCCAUUGAAAAUAGUUCAAAGAGAAAGUUUAACAAGAAUUAUAGAUGAAAGUAGAACUUCAAUUACAACUAGAGGUAAAAUUCAUCAAUCUGGACAACAACCAAAACCUAAUGAAGAACCUAAAUUAUAUUUACUAGUUAAAGGAUUAACAAAACAAUCAGUUGAAGAAGCAAAUACAAUUAUUAAACAAUUAAUGAUAGAAGGUAUUGAAUCACUAAGUAAUAAUGUUAAUAAUAAAAAUGGUACAACUGGUAAAUAG
Messenger RNA from Lodderomyces jiufengensis, 441 nucleotides. RefSeq lists its product as uncharacterized. NCBI's taxonomy places the organism in Eukaryota, Fungi, Ascomycota, Pichiomycetes, Serinales, Debaryomycetaceae. The record is from RefSeq and is a predicted model, not a curated record. The coding region runs from base 1 to 441 and encodes 146 amino acids. The transcript has a single exon.